This is a messenger RNA of Wallemia ichthyophaga EXF-994, 2874 nucleotides long. Its product is annotated as Pre-mRNA-splicing factor prp1. Gene Ontology annotation, biological process: mRNA splicing, via spliceosome; spliceosomal tri-snRNP complex assembly. Lineage: Eukaryota; Fungi; Basidiomycota; Wallemiomycetes; Wallemiales; Wallemiaceae. The record is from RefSeq and is a predicted model, not a curated record. The transcript has 2 exons. The coding region runs from base 1 to 2874 and encodes 957 amino acids. Gene Ontology annotation, molecular function: protein binding. Gene Ontology annotation, cellular component: catalytic step 2 spliceosome; U4/U6 x U5 tri-snRNP complex.
AUGGCCACGCGUGCUAAUCCACUAAAGAACAAUGCCUCUAAAUUCGCUUUCUUAACAAUGCAUCCUCCGCCUGGCUACGUUGCUGGAUUGGGUAGAGGUGCUUCUGGUUUCACUACUAGAUCAGAUAUUGGCCCUGCAAGAGAAGCUGGCUCUAUGGAAGAUCCCGCUUCAGAUUUACACUCAAAUGCAAAUUCAAAAGAAAUUGAACCCGAGCAAUUCCAGGAUCCUGAGAAUGAGACAGGUUUAUUUGCAGGCACAGUUUAUGACAGGGAUGAUGAGGAGGCUGAUAAGAUAUACGAUAUGAUCGACGAUAAAAUGGAUGAGAGGAGACGCGCAAAGAGGGAAGCCGCUGAGAAGAAAUCUCAGGAAGCUCAUUUAGCAGCUAACCCUAAAAUCCAAACUCAGUUCUCCGAUCUUAAACGCUCUUUGGCUCACGUUAGCGAGGAAGAAUGGGGCGCCCUCCCUGAAGCUGGUUCCCUUACCGGUAAACGUCGCAAGAACAACACUCGCAACGAUGGUAAAAGUUAUGUUGUUCCUGAUAGCGUUCUCGCUGGUGCAAGAGAGAAAAACGAAUUGAGCAGCUCAGUGGAUGAUGACGCUGGUGUUGCAACUCCCGCUUCCUCCGGAAAUACCACAGAUUUUCGUGAAAUUGGUCAAGCUAGAGAUAAAUCCUUGUCUUUGCGUCUCGAUCAAUUGAGUGGUGCGAGUGGGAGUGGCAGUGCGAGUACUAGCGCUGGUACCCCCAGUAGUACUCAAUCUAGCAAUGAUAGCUCCACCUUCACCCCUUCAACCUCAAACGCCACAGGGACAUCAACCUCGGUUGAUCCUAAAGGCUAUCUAUCCGGUUUGAACUCUGUUCAACUUAAAUCAGACGCCGAGAUUGGCGAUAUCAAAAAGGCAAGAGCUCUACUCGAGAGCGUCAUAAAAACCAACCCAAAGCACGCCCCAGGUUGGAUUGCUGCGGGUAGAGUUGAAGAAGUUGCCGGUAGACAAGCUGUAGCGAGAAAGGUCAUUGCAGCUGGCUGUGACAACUGUCCGAAAUCUGAAGAUGUUUGGUUGGAAGCUGCACGUCUUAAUAUACCACAAGACGCAAAAGUCAUCCUUGCCAACGCCAUCAGUCACCUACCACAGUCAGUAAAGAUAUGGCUUAAAGCAGUCGAUCUAGAGAACGAUCCUAAAUCUAAACGUAGAGUUUUGAGAAAGGCUAUUGAGUAUAUACCGAACAGUGUCAGGUUGUGGAAAGAAGCUGUAAAUAUGGAAGACGAUCCACAGGAUGCUCUCAUCUUACUAGCACGCGCAACUGAGUUGAUUCCAUCAUCAGUCGAGCUCUGGCUGGCGUUAGCUAGAUUAGAGACACCAGAAAACGCCAAGAAAAUUAUCAACAAAGCACGCAAAACUAUACCAACAUCACAUGAGAUAUGGAUAGCUGCUGCAAGACUACAAGAGCAAGUUGGAGCAUCGAGCAAUGAUAUUGAUAAGCUGGUGAACAACGGUGUUGGAUCUUUGAGAUCAUCAGGUGCUCUCUUAUCGCGUGAACAAUGGUUGAAAGAGGCUGAGAGAGUUGAGCAAGAAGGAUCUCCGCUCACAUGCGCAGCUAUCGUAAAGGCUACUAUUCAUCAUGAGAUUGAGGAUGAAGAUAAAUAUGCCGUUUGGAUGGACGAUGCUGAUUCGUUGGAGGAUAGAGGAUCGAUCGAGACUGCAAGAGCUGUCAUUGCAUUCGCACUCAAGGUCUUCCCUGAGCGCUCUAAGCUUUGGAGGCGAGCUGCUGAGCUAGAAAAGCAGCAUGGGAAUAGAAACACCCUCACAGAUAUACUCAAAACAGCUACACAAAAUUGUCCGAAGGCAGAAGUACUCUGGUUGAUGCUUGCGAAGGAACACUGGCUUGGUGGAGAUGUGGACUCUGCUCGACAAGUCCUAGGUGAUGCCUUCAACGCUAAUCCAUCCUCUGAAGCAGUCUGGCUAGCUGCUGUCAAGUUGGAAGCUGAAAAUAACGAAAUUAAGAAUGCGAGAAUGUUGCUCAAUAAAGCAAGACUACAAUCUUCCACUGAAAGGAUAUGGAUGAAGUCUGCAGUCUUUGAACGACAGCAUGGCAAUAGCAUCGAAGCAUUGAAAUGUGUAAAUGAGGCACUCACAAAGUUUCCCACGUUUGACAAACUCUACAUGAUCAAAGUUGGUUUACUCGAUGGUAAUGUUGACGGCGGUGGUGAUGAUAAUGGUAGUAGAAGCAACAACAAAGAGAUAAGAGACACAUUCGCAGCAGCGCUUAAGAAAUGUCCUCAAUCACCCACACUAUGGAUACUGUCUUCACGAUUCGAAGAAAAGAUGGGCGUUAUUAUCAGAUCGCGCGCACUGUUAGAGAAGGGUCGUCUCAUCAACAAAAACUGCGACAUACUAUGGGCAGAAGCUAUUAGAGUGGAGGAGAGAGCGAAUGCAGGAAAUCAAGCAAAAGGAUUACUCUCAAAGGCACUCCAAGAGUGCCAAACUUCCGGUCUAUUGUGGUCUAUUGCUAUUUGGAUGGAACCUCGACCAUCUCGAAAGACAAAAUCAGUUGAUGCGUUACGUAAAGUGACAGAUGAUCCAACUAUAAUUGUCACAGUCGCUCGUAUGCUUUGGAUGGAAGGUAAGAAAGACAAGGCUAGGUCGUGGUUGAGUAAAUCAUGUAAAGCUGAUCCAGACAAUGGUGAUCAUUGGGCAUGGUGGUAUAAGUUUGAGCUACAAGAUGGCACACAAGAAAAUGCACAGAAUGUACUGGAAUCUGCUAAGCAAGCUGAACCACAUCAUGGUGAAAUUUGGCAGUCCGUAAUUAAAGACGAUGCUAAUAUCGGUAAAGCGUAUAAUGUACUAAUUAAGCAAACGGCAAGCAAAUUAUCUUAA